AUGCGGCAGCUCUGCGUAUGGCCUCCUGCCGCUGGUGUUGCUGCUACUGGCUGCAGUGAGGAGUUGUUGCAGAGGGCACCGAAGGCAUGCACGACCUGGGAGGGCCUUGGGCCUGCUGGGGUGUAUACACACACCAAGCCAUGUAAUCCAUGUGGCACUGCUGCUCGCGCUGCUUUCUGUCGACGAAAUGCACGUGAUCCUGAUGGGGUGUGCUUCUGCUGCUAUAUUGGGUGCUGCCGCAGUUCUGAACUGCGAGUUUGUAUCGACCGCAUGUGGCGCAGUUCCGUUGCAGCCACGGCUAGGUCUGCUUUGAGAGGAGUUUAUGACAAUGAUUGUUUUUGUUGCACCCGUCUUGAAUUCGUCAUCUUUUGCCGGCGGUAUGCUGCGCUCUUGUGCAGCAGAGGUGGGGUGGACGAGACGCUGCAGCUGCAGCGGCAGCUGCUGCAGUGCCUCGACGUGUCCGUGCAGCUGCUCUCGCGCAUGCAGCAGCGCCUGUCUCUGCGGCAACGGAACAUCCUGAGGGAAGUAUCCUUCUUCUUGUCGCGCGUUGCUGCUGCUGCUGCUUCUGCCGGUACCGCCGUGUCUGCGGAGACGCGCGCUUUUGCCGAUGCUGCAGUCCUUUCCCCCCCGGAAGGCCCCCUACCCAAAGCUCCUCUCGGAUUGGAUUACAGCCAAUUGGACCUUGAGGCGAUUCUUUCUCGGACGGUCCUUGUCGCUUCCGAAGGCGACACGCGGGUCGCGCUGCACCACGCGGGAGUGCGAGAGGUAUAUGUAGAUCUCGGGCAGCAGCAACAUCUGUUUACUGGAGAUCUAUUGGAAGUGCUGCCGGGCGCUCGGCUACUGCAAGAGGCUCCGCCGCUAAUAGCUGCUGAGAGCUUCUCCCUCGCAUGCAUCGCCUCCCACGAUCUCAGUGGCCUGUAUCAGCACAGCCUUAAGGUCCUGCCUGCUAUAAGCGCGCAGUCCCGUCUCUGA
Cyclospora cayetanensis is the source of this 972-nucleotide messenger RNA. RefSeq lists its product as uncharacterized. The transcript is spliced from 4 exons. Bases 1 to 972 code for a protein of 323 amino acids. The record is from RefSeq and is a predicted model, not a curated record. Lineage: Eukaryota; Apicomplexa; Conoidasida; Eucoccidiorida; Eimeriidae.